Molecule: messenger RNA, 2478 nt
Organism: Rhizoctonia solani
Lineage: Eukaryota; Fungi; Basidiomycota; Agaricomycetes; Cantharellales; Ceratobasidiaceae
Product: patatin-like phospholipase protein
Exons: 15
Coding region: 1-2478 (825 amino acids)
Biological process (GO): lipid metabolic process
Molecular function (GO): triacylglycerol lipase activity
Source: RefSeq, a predicted model, not a curated record
AUGGAUAUGACGUCCAGCGACCAGCCCAGCUUUCUCGACAGUGAGCUCAGACGUGAUUAUAUCAAUGAGGACCAUAUUCUUGCGUUCGCCAAGGCACUCGAGUCCGAUGAGCUAACAACACUCCAAGACGAUUCUUCCCCCUCACUCCCCGGUACUCCUCGGACCAUACACGCAGAACGUAUCCGAAAAGUCUCUGCGCUCAGUGACUUCGCCCCAAUUAAUCAACGAGUCAAACGACGACGGCGGGGCCUUCUUCCUCCACGUCGCCGGGAGCUCCUAUACCAUAUUGUCCGAUGGCCUCUUCUUGGACUACUAUUUCUAGUAAUAUUCUUCGAGUUUUAUGCCUACGUAUGGAUCCGACAGUGUGUAAACGCCCUCGAGUGGCUCUUGGCUUGGCGAGGCAAGAAGGGCAAGCUUAGAGCCAACCUUCGUAAAGCUCGGACGUAUGAAGAAUGGAAAGAAGCUGCUCGUGUUAUGGACGAGUACCUUGGAUUUGAGGAAUGGAAACAGGUCGACGAAGAUCCAUAUUACGACUGGACGCUGGUGUACCGCUCUCUCAAAUCUUUCCGGGCUAGAGAUGAUGCCCGCGGUGUACUGGGUGUUCUUGAAGUCUGUAUUCGUGCAAACUUUGCUGGGAUUGAAAGCACCCGAAUUUACAGCGAGACAUUUCUAGGCACCAAAAACCUGAUUGAGUCGUACUUAGACGAAGUAACCUCUGCUCUCGCCUACAUUAGGGAGACUCCUCAACUUUCACCCGAAGAGAAACGACGCUUUUUCCGUUCUGCGAACAAGAACCUUGGUGCUUCAGCACUCUGUCUAUCUGGUGGUGCCUCGUUUGGCUACUACCACUUUGGAGUCGUUCGUGCGUUCCUUGAUGCGGGACAAUUACCUCGUGUUAUAGCAGGAACUAGUGCUGGUGGAUUGGUGGCCGCACUCGUAUGCACACGAACGGAUGAUGAGCUGAAAGAGCUAUUGGUACCUCAACUGGCAGACAGGAUCACAGCGUGUGAAGAACCAUUCAGGGUAUGGUGGAGGCGCUUUAGGGUGACUGGAGCCAGGUUUGAUACACCUCAAUGGGCGAGAAAGGCGUGUUGGUUCACUCGUGGAUCACUUACAUUUCGAGAAGCGUACCAGCGCACUGGGAGGGUGCUCAACAUAUCUGUCAUCCCAUUUGAUCAACACUCGCCGACUAAACUACUCAACCACUUGACUGCUCCUGACUGUCUUAUCUGGAGUGCUAUCAUAGCUAGUGCAGCCGUACCCGGGAUCCUUAACCCCGUAGUGCUUAUGCAAAAGACGAGGUCUGGUGCAAUUGUGCCGUGGAACUAUGGAUCGAGAUUCAAAGACGGGAGUCUGAGAGUUGAUAUCCCACUACAGAGUCUAAAUUUGCUAUUCAACGUCAAUCACCCAAUCGUCUCACAAGUAAACCCUCAUGUCCAUCUCUUCUUCUUUGCUCCACGAGGGUCGGCUGGAAAACCCGUCGCACAUCGAAAGGGCAAAGGUUGGCGAGGCGGGUUUUUAUUGUCGGCAGCGGAGCAGUACUUGAAACUCGAGUUGACCAAGAACUUCAAGGUCAUCCGUGACUUGGAGCUUCUCCCUCGAUUGCUGGGUCAAGAUUGGUCUGGUGUAUUUACCCAGAGGUUUGAGGGCUCUGUUACAAUUUGGCCCCGGACUACAAUAAUGGACUGGCUCAAUAUUUUGAGUGACCCUGAUGAGGCCGAACUGGAACGUAUGAUGUCGGUCGGAAAACGUGUAUCAUGGCCCAAGCUCCACUUGAUCGAAAACCGAACACGCCUCGAACGGGAGAUCUACAAAGGCCGAAAAGCGUUCCGUCAGACUCCAAUCAAAUCAGCUGCACCGGACGUAGACAUUGGUGCAGAUGCUGAGCCAAGUACAAAUGAAGUCCUAUCCCCUCCUCCAAAUGAGAACAAGCAAUUUGAAUUGGGCGAGUUCGCAGCUGGAACAAUGGCGGGAUUACAAGCAAAGAACAAGCUGCUGGCGUUGGACAAUGGACAAGACGGCGAGGACGAGCAGUUGCCGAUGGACUCAGACGCCGAACGCGGGUUUGUCACUGGAUCGCAAAAGUUCUUCAAGCGACCGCAUCACCAUCACAAUUUACGCGACGUUGCUAAUCGAUUGAAGGCGCAUGAAAAUGGGACAUCUCUUAUUCCUCCAUCUAAUGAUGAUAGAAGUCCGAGCCCAAGCCCUACAUCCCUGCGACGUCGACAUCAUGAUCCUUUAUCUAUCCAAUCCCCUUCUCCCCGCCCAGGACACCAACGUUCGCCAAGCUUCAUAGAGAGGCUUAGAAAGAGUCCUCUUUCAGCACUUUCAUUCCGGAGCCGAAGUCCUGCAGGGAGGAACACGGUCCGGGACGAUGAUGGCUGGAGCGAGAGCAGUUCGAGCAGUGAAGAAGAGUGGAUCGGAGGAGCGUCCCCAGCUGUUUUCAGAAAGGGAGCAGAGCUGGAUGAAGAUAUUUAG